GGGUGAGUGGCCCAGACUCAUCUGUACAGGCAAACCUCGCAUCUGUCCACACCUCACACGCCACGCCACCCACCCAGUCAGUACCUCCAUCUACUCUACUCGUCCAUCUCCUUCUCUGCAACUGACAGGGGAGGGAAGUAGUCAGUGAUCAGUCGCUGCCCCUCCGUGACAGGCAGCCCCUCCCGAUGCAACUCGACCCUACACGUGCCUGUCUGCACUGCCACGAACCCGUGACGGCUCAGCCGACUCUCUACGGCAUGCCUCCCACCCUGGUGCAGAAAAUCGAGCGGACACACGUCGUCGGUGGAGAGGGUGAUGCGCUCUAGCUUAGGCAGUGUGGUGAUGGCCUUGAUGCAUGUGGCGAACAAACCCUCAAAGGCCGGCCUCUCUCUGUCUAUCCAUUCCUCCUCUUCUGCGUCUUUCUCUGGCUGAGAGGCAUAGCCAGCCGAGAAGUACACAGUGAUGCGACGAAUGCGACGCUCAAUGCCGUCCUUCCUGCCCCCAUCUGCCUCGCCCGCCGAAUCGAUAUCGUCCUCACUGCUCUCGUCUCCCUCUUCCUCCCCAUCCCACAGCGACCAACUCUCACUACCAUCAACGCGUGAGCGAAAUGAGCCCUUGACGUGCAGCGCUGGCCCGUCCCCCGUGCAUUUGCGCAGACACGAGGGCAGGAAAAAGUACGGCCCGCGGUAGGAGAGCCGCCGUGCGAAUCGCACCAUGCGGAGCGAUGGGAGGUCAUCUAUCACCUUGACGACGGCCUCCUCUCCUAGUUGCUGCCCUUUGCCCAAGUCGACGCACCUCACGGAUGGGAAGAGGCGGCCGAGGUGGAAGAGCAGGGGCUGUGGCAGGGGUCUGUCCAUGAGAAAUGAUGAUGAGAGGUUGAGGGUGCGGGCCGAGCUGAAGACCAGCUUGGGCAGGAGGGAGUAGAAGGCCUGCGGGAUGGCCAAGAUGACGAAGGACGGCUCCAGUCUGGUGGGGAAGGUCACGGAUGUGGCGAGGGAGGCCGCCAAGACGAGAGUGGACGACCCGAAUACGGGGCCCUCCUCGCUGAACAGCCGGCCGAUAUCGCCGAUGGGGAACCAAAGGAGUCUGAAUUCGAAGUCGAAUGUGCUGCUGCUGUAGUCCGCCUCGGCGUCAGGAUGCACACAGUACUUGCGAAGCGUAUGUAGUGCCUGUCACCAACCGCAGGCAGAAGACAGACGCACAUCGAUGAGAGGCGAAACGUAUGUUGGUGGCUUACAUGUAUGGUUGCUGAAUUGAUCUGUUUGACGUUGAUAGCCGCUUCGAUGGUCUCGAGGGACCUCACCGGCACCUCCUCUUCUUGUUCAUCAUCGCUGUCGAUCCACUCGUCCAGGUUGAAAUCCUCGUUGGCUGUGAUCUUGAAGCUCGUCACCUGUCGCAGCACACAACACAACGCACUCGCCCAUUCUGUUAGGUGUUCGACGGCCGACACGAACAAAGUCACCUUCGUGACGUCAGUGCCCUUGACGACAUUCAUCGCGUCACUCGCGUGCCAUGCGAAUGGGGGCGACAGGAUGACGGUGUGGACGGUGUCGCGCACAUCGGGGAUGUCGCAGGGCAUGAGGGAGGAGAAAUGCAUGCGCCGCCUGACCCAGCAGCGCCCGUAAACUGUUUCGUCCUCGUCGAACCCAUAGACUUCCUCGAACUCGAAUUCGCGGUCCGUCUCCUCCUGCGUGCUCAGCUUGCGCACCUCGACCACCUCCAGUGACCUGAGGCACACAAGACACAAAAGAGGUAGGGUGUGUGGUGCAUGUGUAUACUUUGCUUCGGUGGGUGUUUCACUGACUUGGGCCACCAGUCCCGCAGGUCCACCACCCACGCCCACCGCCCGCCCGUCACCACUGACUUCAACCGGGGGAACACAACUGCCUCCUCUUCUCUCACCACUUCCACUACGUCUAUCCUGUGUGCCUCGGUCGAGCGGCUGUCAGCCGUCAGACUCUCGAUCGUCUCGCCCGCGCCCUCCACCAGCUUCACCAUCCCCUCCGUCAUAUGGCAGCCGAUCACUGCACUCUUGGUCUUGGCCAGCGAGGGCCGCCAUGCCUCCAGCUGCCUGUCGGUGGGGUCGAUGGCGCGGUCGGCGGUGAAUGUGAUGUUGGUGUGCAUGUUGGGGUCGUGGGAGGGCCGCAGGAAGGAUGAGUGGGCGCGGGCGAGGCCGCCGAUGAUGGCCUCGGUGCCGAUCAGUGGGCCGAUGCGAUCAUACAGGAGCGCCUCGGGCACGGUGAGCAGUGAAGGGGCCAAUGACUGAGUCAAACCAGCAUCGCGCGCAACACACAGGCGUGUCGGUCUGUCUGUCUGUGUGUCUGUCUGUAUGUCAGUGGCAGCGUGCACGUGGCGUCUUCAUCCUCACCUCGAGUCGGAGGUAGUGUGCCAUGUCUAUGAGCUUCUGGUGUGCGAUGUGCAUCAGCAUGCCUUGUUGCGCGGACAGCGGAUAUGCGGACAUGGCCUUCUGCACCAGGAUCUGCAGCCUCUCGUAAUCCAGACACACCAUCUGCAGAGACCAAACACGCUGCUGCAUGUGUGCUGCGCUGUCCUGUUGGUCCCACCUUAGCUAUGUUCGGGCACAUCUCGUCGCCCCGCGCCACCUUGGCGUCCAUCUCUCCCUUGAGCUUCAACACCUCACACACCUGCAGGCAGGUGAUAACCACCAAACAGCAAGAUCCAUAUCCCCACUCUGUGCUUCUUCACUCCCUUCUUCUCACUCACCAUGUCCUGCAGCUGCUUCAGGCGGUGCGCGACACCGAGGUACUGCAGAUGGGCCAGCCGGAGAGCCGACGUCAUUUCGUGACCCGCUGCCGCAGCGUCCGCCGUGGUCUGUCCGAAUUUGGCCUUCUUGGACGAGGAUGACUUCUCUCCCUCCUCCGGCAGCUCCUCCUCCUCUGCCCGUGGCUGCUGCUGCGGUCCCUCAUCACCUUCUGCUCGCUUGCGCUUUCCAGCCUCCAUCAGUCGUUUAUGGAUUGGAGGCCAUGAUGUGCCGUCCCUUC
Molecule: messenger RNA, 3002 nt
Organism: Vitrella brassicaformis
Lineage: Eukaryota; Vitrellaceae
Source: the annotation of a GenBank genome assembly